Coregonus sp. 'balchen' is the source of this 6306-nucleotide messenger RNA. The record is from the annotation of a GenBank genome assembly. NCBI's taxonomy places the organism in Eukaryota, Metazoa, Chordata, Actinopteri, Salmoniformes, Salmonidae.
UGCGGUUUGCCCCAUACCGGCCACCUGACAUCUCCCUGAAGCCCCUCCUCUUUGAGGUGCCCAGCAUCACCAUGGACUCAGUGUUUACCGGUCGUGAUUGGCUGUUCCAGGAGGUCGAUGCCCAUCUCAACAGAGGCAACAACAUCACCAACCUCGGCGUGGUUGUCGUGGGCAACAUCGGCUACGGCAAGACAGCCAUCAUCUCUCGUCUGGUGGCACUGAGCUGCCACGGAAUGCGCAUGAGACAGAUCGCCUCUGACUCUCCGCAGGCCUCUCCCAAACGUAGGCUCAGAUACUCAUUAUUAGAGAGUACCAUUAAAAUGGCCACAAACCAAUAAGUCAGAUUUCAAUAAACAUUUCUGUUUACCAAAACAGAGGCGGAGUGAACGCUUUGUUAUUUUUGGAACGGCAGAUUGGUUUGACAAGCAUGCCAUUGGUAAAACCCUCUUCCUUCUAUGCUUCUCCUCAGAUGGAGAGCUCCCCCUUACCCAGCCCCAGCCGGCCUAUAGCACGGGUACCCUGGGAGGGGGCAGCUGUCCCGGGACCCCUGAGAUGAGACGACGCCAGGAGGAGGCCAUGAGGAGACUGGCAUCUCAGGUUAAAAAAAGAUGACCCUCCAAAAAUGAUUAUACCCUAAUUUCCUAGCUAGCAAACCAGUUCAUCAUACUAAGUGGCACGCUAGUCUGGAUUUUGGAACAGUUUCACAGCACAUUUAAGACAUCAGUACACAAGGCUAGCUCUUUUAAUUGCAGACAUCCAGUUUGGCCUAUAAACAUUCUUUCUAACAACUCUUUCUCUUUCAGUGGAGUAAACUUGUUAACAUUUAUGAACCUGUCUAGUCUGAAGUUAAAUAAGGUAUGAAUGAUGUGUGAGGCGGUGCUUAGUGGCUUCCCUAAAUCCCCACACCACCCACAUCAUCACACCAUAGCCCCAGUCUCCCCUAUCCCCUAAAUGGGGGUGACAGAUGCGCCUCGCCAUCUGUAGCCCCAUUCCAUUCCCAUUCCUCUCCGCAGCCCCAGCCUGCUGCAUUAUGCAGAUGUGUUUAAAAGAGAAAAAACAACUUUGCCAGGGAGCCUUAUGAAAUAUGUAUACCUGCAGAAAGCUAUUUCCCAGCCAAGCUAUUAUAUCUUGUUAACUCGAUGCAUUAAUAAUUGAGCCCGCUCCCACUUUUCUCCCUUUGUUUUAAGCCCUGUUUUAUUCCUCUGUGACUCAAUUAGCAUUUUAUCCUGAUUUGUUUUUUUUAUCCCUGCGGUUUCCUUGAUGAAACAGAAGAACAGAGGCUGGCGCUGGGUUCACGUCAACUGUCAUAGUCCCCGAGCUGGACACACCUAGCUGGUGGCGCAGCUUUCUAAUUGCCUCACCUCUCUCCUCCUCUUUUUCAUUUUAAUUUUCUCUCCUUUCCUCUUUCAUGCCCGUCUGUUCUUUGUGUUAUCUGCUCGUGGCAGUUUGUAAAGCUUUGUGCUCACCGUGCUGAGAAUGUAUUAUUAUAGAGAAACACACUGAGAUUACUCAUCUGUAUUGUGCUGAUAAUCAUUUAGACUUUUGACUCCUCUGGGUGUCCGUCUAAACAUGCAAUUAAACACACACACACUCAUUCACAUUCAUCUUUUCUCAACGGCAGGGAGCUCUGAAUUAUUUAUUAGCUUAAAACCGAAAAGAGAAAUAAGACGUAAUAUGUUCAUUAUACUGCAAUCAUCCACCAUGAACUAGUUGACUCACUCCCAAAUCAAUUGUAGCAGCGCCAGUUUAUAAAACCUGAUUCUCAUUGUCGAAACAUAGAAAACAAGGUUGUGUUCAUUAAGCACAGAUCUGAAGAAUGACCUGGACUUGGUCCAAUAAGAAAUGCAACUUUUAUUUUUUUUAUUUUUUUUAAAAACGUUUUACAGAUCUGAAGAAUGACCUGGACUUGGUCCAAUAAGAAAUGCAACUUUUUAUUUUUUUUAUUUUUUUAAAAACGUUUAGCUACAGUGUGACCUAAUGACCAUAACCCAGUAUUGUAUUUUCGACCCCCUUUUACUGACCUAUCAUGUCUCCCCCCUCUCUAUCGCCCCCAGGUGGUGGCGUACCACUACUGCCAGGCGGACAACGCCUACACGUGCCUGGUGCCGGAGUUUGUCCACAACGUGGCAGCGUUGCUGUGUCGCUCGCCACAGCUCAUCGCCUACAGAGAGCUGCUACUCAGGGAGCCACACCUACAGAGCAUGCUCAGUCUGCGCUCCUGUGUUCAGGAUCCCCUGGCCUCCUUCAGAAGAGGAGUUCUAGAACCCCUGGAUGCCCUCUACAAAGGUGAUACAACUCUCUGCUCCUAUUAUACACCCCUAGAUAACUCUAUCAUAGCGAACUCUACUAGGUGUUCUAGAACCCCUGGAUGCUUUCUACAAAGGUGAGUUCUGGUCUGCAUCGCAAAUGGUACCUUAUUCCCUACAGUGAGGGGAAAAAGUAUUUGAUCCCCUGCUGAUUUUGUAAGUUUGCCCACUGACAAAGAAAUGAUCAGUCUAUAAUUUUAAUGGUAGGUUUAUUUGAACAGUGAGAGACAGAAUAACAACAAAAAAAUCCAGAAAAAGGCAUGUCAAAAAUGUUAUAAAUUGAUUUGAAUUUUAAUGAGGGAAAUAAGUAUUUGACCUCCUCGCAAUCAGAAAGAUUUCUGGCUCCCAGGUGUCUUUUAUACAGGUAACGAUCUGAGAUUAGGAGCACACUCUUAAAGGGAGUGCUCCUAAUCUCAGUUUGUUACCUGUAUAAAUGACACCUGUCCACAGAAGCAAUCAAUCAAUCAGAUUCCAAACUCUCCACCAUGGCCAAGACCAAAGAGCUCUCCAAGGAUGUCAGGGACAAGAUUGUAGACCUACACAAGGCUGGAAUGGGCUACAAGACAAUCGCCAAGCAGCUUGGUGAGAAGGUGACAACAGUUGGUGUGAUUAUUCGCAAAUGGAAGAAACACAAAAUAACUGUCAAUCUCCCUCGGCCUGGGGCUCCAUGCAAGAUCUCACCUCGUGGAGUUGCAAUGAUCAUGAGAACGGUGAGGAAUCAGCCCAGAACUACACGGGAGGAUCUUGUCAAUGAUCUCAAGGCAGCUGGGACCAUAGUCACCAAGAAAACAAUUGGUAACACACUACGCCGUGAAGGACUGAAAUCCUGCAGCGCCCACAAGGUCCCCCUGCUCAAGAAAGCACAUAUACAGGCCCAUCUGAAGUUUGCCAAUGAACAUCUGAAUGAUUCAGAGGAGAACUGGGUGAAAGUGUUGUGGUCAGAUGAGACCAAAAUCGAGCUCUUUGGCAUCAACUCAACUCGCUGUGUUUGGAGGAAUGCUGCCUAUGACCCCAAGAACACCAUCCCCACCGUCAAACAUGGAGGUGGAAACAUUAUGCUUUGGGGUUGUUUUUCUGCUAAGGGGACAGGACAACUUCACCGCAUCAAAGGGACGAUGGACGGCGCCAUGUACCGUCAAAUCUUGAGUGAGAACCUCCUUCCCUCAGCCAGGGCAUUGAAAAUGGGUCGUGGAUGUGUAUUCCAGCAUGACAAUGACCCAAAACACACGGCCAAGGCAACAAAGGAGUGGCUCAAGAAGAAGCACAUUAAGGUCCUGGAGUGGCCUAACCUUAAUCCCAUAGAAAAUCUGUGGAGGGAGCUGAAGGUUAGAGUUGCCAAACGUCAGGCUCGAAACCUUAAUGACUUGGAGAAGAUCUGCAAAGAGGAGUGGGACAAAAUCCCUCCUGAGAUGUGUGCAAACCUGGUGGCCAACUACAAGAAACGUCUGACCUCUGUGAUUGCCAACAAGGGUUUUGCCACCAAGUACUAAGUCAUGUUUUGCAGAGGGGUCAAAUACUUAUUUCCCUCAUUAAAAUGCAAAUUAAUUUAUAAAAAUUUUGACAUGCGUUUUUCUGGAUUUUUUUGUUGUUAUUCUGUCUCUCACUGUUCAAACAAACCUACCAUUAAAAUUAUAGACUGAUCAUGUCUUUGUCAGUGGGCAAACGUACAAAAUCAGCAGGGGAUCAAAUACUUUUUUCCCUCACUGUAUAUAGUGCACUAUUUUUGACCAGAGCCCUAUAGGCCCUGGUUAGAAGAAGUGCACUAUAUAGGGAAUCUCAGGUAAAAGGUAGUGCACUAUAUAAGAAAUAGGCUGACAUUUGGGACACACCCCUAGAACCCCUGGACGCUCUCUACAAAUGUGAUAAAACUCUCUCUACUCCUAGUGACUCUGUCAGUGCUCACAUUGAUUAUACUAUGGGCGUGAUCCUCAAAACAUAUGUAUUCUUGAUUUUAGCAAGAAUACAUUAGGCAGAACAUUUGCAGUCAGGUUUUUUGGUCCAUAUUGACUCUUUUCUCUGUGUGUGUUUUUCAGAGAGGAAGAUCGCCUCUGUAGAUGACCUGGUCAUCCUGAUAGAUGGGCUAAAUGAGGCAGAGUUCCACAAGCCUGACUACGGAGACACCAUUGUCUCCUUCCUCAGCAAAACCAUCAGCAAGUUUCCCCCCUGGCUCAAACUGGUGGUCACUGUUAGGACCACAUUACAGGUAGACACAUUAGACGCAUUACGGUCCUCUACCCCUCCAAUAAGAGUGUGGCCAUUAAAAACAUACAAGAUGAACACUGUUAACACCAAACAAGGAUAAUUGUCUUUUGAUAGAGUUUGUCAAUAGAUUGACAUCAGUGGAAGAUUGCUUCUAUAUCUCGUUACACUGCCUACGCAUCUCUUUCCCUCCCCCACUUUUCUUCUUCCAACCCCCUUCAUCUCCUGCCUCCAUUUAUCCUUUCCUCCCGCUUUCUUCAUCCUCCUCUCUUCUCCUCAUCCUCAUUCCUCCAUCAUUCCCCCCCUCUUCCUCCUUCUCCCCUCAUCCUCCCCUCUCCCCUCCCUUACCUCCCUCCUAUAGGAGAUCACCAAGCUGCUUCCAUUCCACCGUAUCUCUCUGGAUGGUCUGGAGGAGAACGAUGCUAUAGACCAGGACUUACAGGGUUACAUCCUGCACCGCAUCCACAGCAGUCCUGAGAUACAGAACAACAUCUCUCUCAAUGGCAAGAUGGACAACACCACCUUCGGCAAGCUCUCCACCCACCUCAAGGCCCUCAGCCAGGGAUCCUACCUGUACCUCAAACUCACCUUUGACCUUAUAGAGAAGGGGUACCUGGUUCUCAAGAGCUCCAGCUACAAGGUUAGCCUGCCUGGGAGGGGGUUUAAUUUACAGUACAUUGUAUUGCCUUAGUUUUAUUCUUGUCUUUAUUCUUUUAUUUAUUUCUACUUUUAAUUACACUGAACAUAAAUAUAAACGCAACAUGCAACAAUAUCAACGAUUUUACUGAGUUACAGUUCAUAUAAGGAAAUCGGUCAAUAUAACUAAAUUCAUUAGGCCCUAAUCUAUGGAUUUCACAUGAUGCAGCGAUCAGUGGGCCCACACACUUGGGAGCCAGGCCCAGCCAAUCAGAAUGAGUUUUUCCCCACAAAAGGGCUUUAUUAUAGACUGAAGUACUCCUCAGUUUCAUCAGCUGUCCGGGUGGCUGGUCUCAGACGAUCAUGCAGAUGAAGAAGCCGAAUGUGGAGGUCCUGGACUGGCGUGGUUACAUGUGGUCUGCGGUUGUGAGGCCAGUUGGACGUACUGCCAAAUUCUCUAAAACAACUUUGGAGGCGGCUUAUGCACAUUACAUUCUCUGACAACAGCUCUGGUGGACAUUGCUGCAGUCAGCAUGCCAAUUGCACGCUCCCUCAAAACUUGAGACAUCUGUGGCAUUGUGUUGUGUGACAGAACUGCACAUUUUAGAGUGGCCUUUUAUUGUCCCCAGCACAAGGUGCACCUGUGUACUGAUCAUGCUGUUUAAUCAGCUUCUUGAUAUGCCACACCUGUCAGGUGGAUGGAUUAUCUUGGCAAAGGAGAAAUGCUCAAUAACAGGGAUGUAAGCAAAUCUGUGCAGAAAAUAUUAGAGAAAUAAGGUUUUUGUGCGUAUGGAAAAUGUCUGGGAUCUUUUAUUUCAGCUCAUGAAACAUGGGACCAACACUUUAAAACAUUUUUAUUUUUAUACAGCACAUUGUUUUGCACUCCCUAUCUAAUAAAUAUGCUAUAAUAAUGAUUGACUGACCGAUUGAUUGAUAGAUUAACUGAUUGAUUCAUUGAUCCCAGGUGGUGCCCGUCAACCUGGCCGAGGUGUACCUGCUGCAGUGCAACAUGCGUUUCCCUACCCAGUCGUCCUUCGAACGGGCCCUCCCCCUACUCAACGUGGCCGUGGCAUCCCUCCACCCCCUCACUGACGAACAGAUCUACCAGGCUAUCAAUGCCGGCUCCCUGCAGGCAAAUACACAUAUUGCACCGACGUGGAACUGU